Messenger RNA from Thermothelomyces thermophilus ATCC 42464, 1410 nucleotides. RefSeq lists its product as uncharacterized. Lineage: Eukaryota; Fungi; Ascomycota; Sordariomycetes; Sordariales; Chaetomiaceae. Gene Ontology annotation, cellular component: RES complex; U2-type spliceosomal complex. The record is from RefSeq and is a predicted model, not a curated record. Gene Ontology annotation, biological process: mRNA splicing, via spliceosome. The coding region runs from base 186 to 1304 and encodes 372 amino acids. The transcript has a single exon. Gene Ontology annotation, molecular function: RNA binding.
CAACGAUAGCGGCUAAGUUACCUUUCGUUUCGAGGUGCAUGCACCUUGAUGGCAGCAACGAGGACCCCGCAGGCUUCAGUUCGUUCUGCCGACCGCCACCCUGCCCUGAUGCCAAUUGGACCCAACCACAGCUACUCCGUACCCGCCAUCAUUCUUUUUCGCGCACACCUAAUUCUCCAUCCACCAUGCCAUCCGACAAAGCAGCCUACCUAGCAGCGCACUACCUCACUGUCGAGAGCAAAUCCUCCUCGUCCUCCACCAAGAAACGAAAGCGCAAGCAACCCGCCGCCUCUGGCCUUCUCAUCACUGAUGACGACGAGACUGGCUGGGACGCCUCCACCCACAAGAAAGACGACGCCGAAGAAGAUGACACGCCCAUCACGAUAGCCGGAACCAUGGCCGAGUUCCGGCGCGCAAAAAAGUCCGGCUGGAAGACCGUCGGCGACGCGCCCGCCCUUUCAUCAUCGAAAAAUGGCACCACAACCUCCUCCUCCUCCUCCUCCACCGCCGCCGCAGCAAAGCCAACAGAUGCAGCAGAUGCAGCAGCAGAAGCCGACGCCAUAAUCGCCUCCGCCGCCGCCGAAAAAGCCGCCGCGGCCGCCGCCGAAGAGGCCGAGGACCUGCAGGUCCCCGUGAUGUCCAACGGCACGCUUGCCGGCCUGCAGUCGGCGUCGGCGCUGACGGCGCAGCUGCGCAAGCGCCAGGAGCUCGAGGCCGCCGAGCUGGCCGAACUCAGGGCCGCCGCCGAGAGCCAGAAGAAGAACAAUAACAACAAGAACAAGGACGACGCCGAGCCCGAGGUCAUACUCCGCGACGCGACCGGCCGCCGCGUCGAUGCCUCCCUCCGCCGCGCCGAGGCCCGGCGCCAGGCCGCCGAGGCCGAGCGCGCCGCCAAGGCCAAGCAGGACCUGCUGCGCGGCGAGGUGCAGGCGGCCGAGGCCCGCGCCCGCCGCGAACGCCUCGAGGACGCCGCCCUGCUCCCCCUCGCCCGCGGCCGCGACGAUGCCGAGCUCAACGAGGAGCUCAAGCGUGCCGAGCGCUGGAACGACCCCAUGGCCGAGUUCAUGGCCUCCUCCGCCGCCGGCGGCGGCGGCGGCGAGUCCGGGGGCGCAAGGACCGGGGGGACGAAAAGGGGGAGGCCCGUGUACAAGGGCCCCGCCCCCCCGAACCGCUACGGCAUCCGGCCCGGGUACCGCUGGGACGGGGUCGACCGGAGCAACGGGUUCGAGGCCGAGCGGUUCAAGGCGCUGAAUCGCAGGGAGAUGCAAAAAGGACUGGAGUAUACUUGGCAGAUGGACGAGUGAAUUUAAACAAUGGGGUUGUGGGAACUCCUCGGGUCUUGUUUUCCCCCUUUCCUUUUUUAUCCCCGGGGGGGGGGGGGGGUUUGGGUUUGGGUUUGGAGCAAACAAA